AUGAAUAUUGCGGUGGCGUUUGCGAUAGGCGUCGGUGCCUGGGUGAUUAUAAUGUUGGUGGCUCUUGGUAUAUGGUUCCUCGUCAAAAAGCUAACCUCGUAA
Arabidopsis thaliana (thale cress) is the source of this 102-nucleotide messenger RNA. RefSeq lists its product as uncharacterized. NCBI's taxonomy places the organism in Eukaryota, Viridiplantae, Streptophyta, Magnoliopsida, Brassicales, Brassicaceae. The transcript has a single exon. The coding region runs from base 1 to 102 and encodes 33 amino acids. The record is from RefSeq and is marked reviewed.